AUGGCUUCCCUUAGCCAAAUCUUCCUUAUUCUGAUGAUCAUGUCUUCUUCUUCUCCUUUCUGCUUCGGUGGAAGUCGGAAGGAACUCCGAGAUAAAGAUGAGAGUUAUACACAGUCGAGUUAUGUUGUUGGAUCUAAAUCUGUGGACCCGAGACGUGUUCUUCAACUCUCAUGGCAACCAAGGGUCUUUCUUUACCGCAGAUUCUUGUCAGAGGAAGAGUGUGAUCAUCUGAUAUCUCUGAGAAAGGAGAGUUCAGAGGUUAAGUCAGGGGAUGCUGAUGGGAAGACGCAACUUGAUUCAGUAGUUGCUGGAAUUGAAGAAAAGAUUUCUGCAUGGACUUUCCUACCAAGAGAAAACAGUAGUCCGAUCAAGGUAAGAAGUUACACGUCGGAAAAGACAGGCAAGAAGUUGGAUUAUUUUGGAGAAGAUUCUAGCUCAGUAUGGCAUGAAUCUCUGUUGGCAACUAUCAUUCUCUACGUCUCAAAUACAACUCAAGGUGGAGAGCUUCUCUUCCCAUAUUCAGAGGUGAAAAGCACACAGAGUUGGUCAGACUGCUCACAGACCGGUAACAUUUUAAGACCAGUAAAAGGAAACGCAGUUCUGUUCUUCACAAGCCACUUGAAUGUAUCUUUGGAUCCAACAAGCACUCAUUUUAGAUGUCCUGUGCUGAAAGGGGAACUGUUGGUGGCGACAAAACUGAUAUACGCCAAGAAACAAGCAAUAAAUGAUGAGGAGAGCGGUGAAUGCAGUGAUGAAGAUGAGAACUGUGGGCAAUGGGCUGAGCUUGGAGAAUGCAAGAAGAACCCUGUUUAUAUGAUUGGCUCUCCUGAUUACUUUGGUACCUGCAGAAAGAGUUGUAACGCUUGUUGAUUCUUGAUAUCAUUCUGAUCAUAUUGAAAAAUAAUGGGGCCAUUAGUUGAAAC
Raphanus sativus (radish) is the source of this 923-nucleotide messenger RNA. RefSeq names its product probable prolyl 4-hydroxylase 12. Gene Ontology annotation, biological process: peptidyl-proline hydroxylation to 4-hydroxy-L-proline. Bases 1 to 870 code for a protein of 289 amino acids. Gene Ontology annotation, cellular component: endoplasmic reticulum. Lineage: Eukaryota; Viridiplantae; Streptophyta; Magnoliopsida; Brassicales; Brassicaceae. The record is from RefSeq and is a predicted model, not a curated record. Gene Ontology annotation, molecular function: procollagen-proline 4-dioxygenase activity; L-ascorbic acid binding; iron ion binding. The transcript is spliced from 7 exons.